Molecule: messenger RNA, 2881 nt
Organism: Ornithodoros turicata
Lineage: Eukaryota; Metazoa; Arthropoda; Arachnida; Ixodida; Argasidae
Gene: Afg3l2
Product: AFG3-like protein 2
Exons: 17
Coding region: 217-2616 (799 amino acids)
Biological process (GO): mitochondrial protein processing
Cellular component (GO): m-AAA complex; membrane
Molecular function (GO): ATP binding; zinc ion binding; ATP-dependent peptidase activity
Source: RefSeq, a predicted model, not a curated record
ACAACAAGCGCGGCGGCAAACAAUGUGUUCUGCGUUUCUGCUGGUGUUGUGGGCUGCUGACUAGUGUAUUCAUGCCUACUGUAUUUCGUUUGUAAAUUAGUGCAUUUUGCAUGGGCGCAUAAUGCGGAAAGGGUCAAUUGUUAAGAAAUAAAGAUUGGGAGACGACAGGAACCCUCUACAUACUGAUAUACGUAAUCAAAGGCACCUGUGAACUUCAUGAUGGUGUGCCGGUAUCUUCAGAUGGGCAAGCGCCUAGAAAGGAGCCUGCUAAGGACGUUACAACAUUCGAGGAUGACACGAUCCGAGAUACGAAGCAAUCUGCACUUGAUGAGAUCCCUACCUGUGCCUUUGCCGCCACUUCAUGUUCUGCUGGCACAAUUACAACAGCUUUGUGAAAAGCCUCCUAAAGGAUUUGAGAAAUAUUUCCCAGGAUCAAAGAAAUCUGAAUCUGAAGAGGGGUCUAAACAAGCCGGAGAUAAACCUUCUGAAGCACCAAAAGAUGCACCUUCUCGGAGUGCACAGCCUAAGGGAGCACCGUCUUCAAAACCACCGCAGUGGAAUUUCAGUUUUGGUGGACAGGGGAACAGGAGCAGCCGCAAUCCGUUCAACCCAGAUGACCAAAAUCGGAUGGUGACUGUUGCUCUUGUGACAACCCUUGGCAUCUUAGGUCUUCUCGCAUUUAAUGAAAUGCGCUACAAGGAGAUUACUUGGAAAGAGUUUGUUAACUCGUACUUGGCAAGGGGAAUUAUUGAGAAGUUGGAAGUCAUCAAUAAAAAGUGGGUGAGGGUUAGAUUGCUUCCGGGAAAUCAGAUUGAUGGCAAUAAUGUCUUGUGGUUCAACAUUGGCAGUGUUGAUACCUUUGAGCGAAAUUUGGAGAAUGUGCAGUUGGAGUUCAACAUUGAGCCUCCAAAUUUUGUUCCUGUAAUUUACAAGAAUGAAAUGGAUGGGUCAAGUGUAAUCAGCCUCCUACCAACCCUUCUGUUGUUUGGAUUCCUGUUCUGGACAAUGAGACGGUCAGCUGGUUUUAUGGGAGGUGGUGGAGCCAGGCGUGGUGGUGGCAUCUUUGGCAUGGGAGAAACGACUGCAAAACUCAUCAAUCCCAGUGAUAUUGGAGUUAAAUUCAAGGAUGUCGCUGGAUGCGAGGAAGCCAAAGUAGAAAUUAUGGAAUUUGUUAAUUUCUUGAAAAAUCCCCAACAGUACAUGGAGUUAGGAGCCAAGAUUCCAAAGGGUGCUAUACUAACUGGCCCACCUGGAACAGGAAAAACACUUCUCGCGAAAGCUACUGCAGGGGAAGCAAAUGUCCCAUUCAUUACUGUAUCAGGCUCAGAGUUCCUUGAAAUGUUUGUUGGAGUUGGUCCAUCAAGGGUGCGCGACAUGUUCUCUAUGGCACGAAAAAAUGCACCUUGUAUACUCUUUAUCGACGAAAUUGAUGCUGUGGGCCGCAAACGUGGCGGACGCAGCUUUGGAGGCCACAGUGAACAAGAAAACACAUUGAACCAGCUUCUUGUUGAAAUGGAUGGAUUCAACACAACCACUAAUGUUGUAGUGUUGGCUGCAACAAACAGAGUGGAUAUUCUGGAUCAUGCUCUCUUGAGACCUGGCCGCUUUGACAGACAGAUUUUUGUACCUGCCCCAGAUAUAAAAGGCCGGGCAUCUAUAUUUAAGGUGCACUUGAAACCACUAAAAACUGUACUUGACAAAGCAAACUUGGCCAGGAAGAUGGCAGCCCUGACGCCUGGUUUCACAGGAGCUGACAUUGCGAAUGUGUGUAAUGAAGCUGCUCUUAUUGCUGCAAGAGAUCUCAAUGACAGCAUCAAUAUGAAGCACUUUGAGCAGGCCAUUGAACGUGUAGUUGCUGGUAUGGAGAAAAAGACUAAUGUCCUUCAACCAGAAGAAAAGAAAACAGUAGCUUACCAUGAGGCAGGCCAUGCUGUUGCUGGUUGGUUCCUGGAACACGCAGAUCCUUUAUUGAAAGUAUCUAUAAUCCCACGUGGAAAGGGUCUGGGCUAUGCACAGUACCUGCCUAAAGAGCAGUACCUGUACACCACUGAACAGCUGUUUGAUCGAAUGUGUAUGACAUUGGGAGGAAGAGUGUCUGAGCAGAUAUUCUUUGGACGGAUUACCACAGGAGCACAGGAUGAUCUUAAAAAGGUCACACAAAGCGCUUAUGCACAGGUUGUACAGUUUGGCAUGAAUGAGAAAGUAGGCAACCUCAGUUUUGACAUGCCACAGCCAGGUGAGAUGGUGCUUGACAAACCAUACAGUGAGGAGACUUCCCAACUAAUUGAUUCUGAAGUGCGGAAGAUGGUCCAAAAAGCUUAUGACCGCACCAUGGAACUUCUCACAAAACACAAGGGCAAUGUUGAAAAGAUUGCAAAACGGUUGCUUGAAAAGGAAAUCCUGAGUCGUGAUGACAUGGUGGAACUGCUAGGAAAGAGGCCAUUCAAAGAGAAAUCUACGUAUGAGGAGUUCGUUGAGGGAACAGGAUCGUUCGAAGAAGACACAACACUUCCCAAGGGCCUAGAGUCAUGGAACAGAGGUCCAGAGGAAGAACUGAAAGAUUCGAAACCACCAAGCAAGGAGCAAAAGUCAGCAAGCACACCUCCUCCUCGAUGAACUUGUGCUGCUGCCUUUGGGAGAUAGUACUUGCAAAUCUUUAGUUACUUUCAGAGAAUUUUUUGGUUCAGUUUUAGGUAGAAUGUUGCUGUAAAAAAUGUUGAUUAUCACAUCGACAUGCAAGGUCGAUUGUAAGAAACAAGCAGAAUGCAGAGUAAACUUAGUUUAUCAGAGAGUGUGAACAUGCAUGGUUUUCCACUGCUAGGCAUCUUUCAUUGCAUAAUUUGGCUGUGGUAGUGGAUGAAUAAAGAGUUUUAUGUAUACA